CCAGCCGGUGCGCCCUCCAGUCGCACUCGCUGACGCUCGGAGCCUCCGGGAGCCCUGGUAGCCGCCGCCGGGCACCCACAGCCCGCUCCGCGCUCCACGCAAGUGCUUCUCGGACCCCUUACCCGGCCAUGUCGUCCAACAGCCGCGUGGCGCUCGUGACCGGGUCCAACAAGGGCAUCGGCUUCGCCAUCGCGCGGGCCCUGUGCCGCCAGUUCUCGGGGGACGUGGUGCUCACGGCGCGGGACCCGGCGCGGGGCCGGGCGGCCGUGCAGCAGCUGCAGGCCGAGGGCCUGAGCCCGCGCUUCCACCAGCUGGACAUCGACGACCUGCAGAGCAUCCGCGCCCUGCGCGACUUCCUGCGCCAGGAGUACGGGGGCCUGGACGUGCUGGUCAACAACGCGGGCAUCGCCUUCAAGGGGAAUGAUCCCACACCGUUUCAUAUUCAAGCAGAAGUGACCAUGAAAACCAACUUUUUUGGUACCCGAAACGUCUGCACGGAGCUGCUGCCUCUCGUGAAACCCCAAGGCAGAGUGGUGAAUGUGUCGAGCAUGGUGAGUCUCAGAGCUCUGAAAAACUGCAGCCCCGAGCUGCAGCAGAGGUUCAGAAGCGACACCAUCAGCGAGGAGGAGCUGGUGGGGCUCAUGAACAAGUUCGUGGAAGAUACUCGGAACGGGGUGCACCAGAGGGAGGGCUGGCCCAACACUGCGUACGGUGUCACCAAAAUCGGCGUCACGGUCCUGUCCAGGAUCCACGCCAGGAACCUGAGUGCGCACAGGAGCGGGGACAAGAUCCUCCUGAAUGCCUGCUGCCCAGGGUGGGUGAGAACCGACAUGGCCGGACCUAAAGCCACCAAAAGCCCAGAGGAGGGCGCAGAGACGCCUGUGUUCCUGGCCCUUUUGCCCUCCGAUGCUGAGGGGCCUCAUGGACAGUUUGUUAUGGAGAAAAAGGUUGAACAAUGGUGAGCUCCCCCAAACCCCCUCUGUGGGCCCCAUUGUGUUAUCUGUCCUGAACUGACCAAAAGGACAUGCACACUGUCACCUCAUUUCUAUCCGAAUAUAUAUAUUGUUCAUGUGAGAAGCAUUCA
Eptesicus fuscus (big brown bat) is the source of this 1084-nucleotide messenger RNA. Its product is annotated as carbonyl reductase [NADPH] 1. The record is from RefSeq and is a predicted model, not a curated record. Gene Ontology annotation, molecular function: carbonyl reductase (NADPH) activity. The transcript is spliced from 3 exons. NCBI's taxonomy places the organism in Eukaryota, Metazoa, Chordata, Mammalia, Chiroptera, Vespertilionidae. Bases 129 to 962 code for a protein of 277 amino acids.